CACACGGCCAGCAGCAGCACAGUCGUCGGCCGGCUAUCGUGCGCACUUGUAACGGAGCGGACCGUAACGGGAUUCAACGGAGCGCCGACAACGCACGCGGCAAAAGGACGUAAGAAAGCGUUUGAAGUGUGGAAAAUCCUGUGGCAAAGAUCGUUCGAGCUACAGGGACUCCAGACUUGGUUCGGUCAGAUCAGUGCUGCUCAAGAAUGUCGAUGGAGUCGAAGCCACUUACGUGUCCAGGGCUGAUGCUGCUACUACUGCUGGCCACGGCCAUGCCGCUCCCGCCGGCAGCGGGCGGGUCCUGCCGCGAGGCGCAGCUCUGCUGCAACGGACGCGACUCCUCGUGCGUGGUGCAGAAGGCCCCCGUCAACGCCAUCAUUGAGGACCUGAGCGAUAAGCCCUGCUACUGCGAUCACGCGUGCCUCAAGCUGGGCGACUGCUGCGAGGACUUCAAGGACCACUGUGGGGUCUUGGACUGCCGAGCUGGUGAUUGGAGCGCCUGGAGCGAGUGCGACAAGAGCUGUGGCAACGGCAUGAUGACGCGCCGCCGCCAGAUACUGCAGGUGGCUCAGAACGGCGGCAAGCACUGCCCGACGCUACUCCAGACGCGGGCCUGCCAAGGCUUCCGCUGUCACGGACACCGCGAGAAGAAGAUAUUGCGUGAAAUGGCCCUGCUCCUGCCCGCCGCUCUCUCCCACAAUGUCAACAGCAGCGCCAUCCGGCGCAAUCUGCGCACUGGCUACCGGGACUCCUACGGGCACAACUGGGAUCAUGGGUACUGCGUGGAGUUCGAGGUAAUCAAGGCGUCCAAGGCCUGUCACAAGCUGCCGCCCUACAACCUGAUGCUGGAGGGUGAUCGCAUUACCGUGCGCUGCGAUCUCGAGGCCCUCAUCCAGGACGGUGCUGGCAGCCCCACAGCCGCAGGCCGGUCCGGAUCCGUGACCCCCACUACUGUAGCCACGACCACUGGGGCCUACAAAGAGGAGGAGGAAAGCAGCGACGGCUCCAAUGGGGGGGAGGGAGAGCAGAACAGCAGCAACAGCAAUGACGACGACGACGACAACAACGAGGAGGGUGAAGAGGAAGAUGAAAAUGCACAGAACAUGCUCGACACAGGCAGCAAUGAGAGCUACGAGAACCGACACCAGCGGCAGUCGCAGAUCCUGUCGCUCCGCUACCUUUCGUGGGGCAGCUCCAAAAGAAGCGCCAUGCCGGCAACGCUGCCACCGGCGCCCACGCCGAGCUUCCACUGCCGUGGCGAGGGGCUCUCUGGCCGCACGAUGCGCUGGAGCGCACUGCCGGCGCCGUCGUGUCGCGGCAAGUGGCUCCGCCUCACCGUCGGCCCUCCCAAGAAGUGCACCCGCGCGCAGUUCAUCUUCGUCUAAUCGCUCCCGUCCCGUCUAAUAUAAUUUUUUGUAUCGAUCACAUCGUCAAUAUUGUAGGUGUAGUACGUGUAGGUUAUGCUGUACGGCUCCGGCAGAAGCAAAGGCAAAACGUCCGGCUAAACAGGCGUUAAGGGACGGCCGUGACGGGAUCGCAUCAUAUCAAAUCACGACCCAGUACCCAGUCCCCAGUCCCCAGUCCCAAACCAUUAGAGCCCUAUGCCCCAUAAAUUUCAGCACUGGCACAAGUACUCCAUUAUAUGUAAGAGUGUAAACUUUAAGUCAGUGUAUUAAGAGGAAUAGAUGUAUCGUGAGUAAAGUUUUUUUUGUGACCACACCGAGUUGCAAUCGUGGACGUGGACUUAUACGAGUGCACUGAGAAAGUCGAACCACUCGCUCGUUAUUUAGCCGGCAUUGUCAGCGUUAAUUUAAGCACUAUACAGGACCGAAUCGGCAUAUUUGAGUGUUCCAGACUGCAGGGGGUGCAGUUUUGUUUGAUUGGAUAUACAUAUACGAUACGUAGGAAAUGCAACAUUCUCUUCGCACUAGGUAGCUGACAGGGAACUCUCAAGUAAAGAUCACGACGACGAGUGUUUUGACCGCAUCUGGCCCCUCGAGGCUCGAGGUAUAGAGAUACGACAUGAUGCCCAUUACUGGAGGGGAUAUUGAUAGAUAGUAGCCGUAAGUCAUCAAAUACCACAUAACGACAAUUACAAUGGAGAUGAAAUCAUGCUGCUGGGCGAAGGUAACCGAAACAUUGAUGAGCCGCCAGUUCCGUCUUCUACGAGUACUUUCAUCUCCUAAGCAUUCGAUUCAUAUCAAAAACACACGUUCUAACACACAUACACACAUACAUAAAGUCCACGGGAGGUGGCGAGGGUAAAGGGGGUACGCCAGUACUCCAUGAUUUUUCCCCCCUUGGACAGAAUUCUAGAGUCGGAAUUAAACUUUGGAUCUUAGUAUUAAAUUGGAUUUUAGGUGCAUACGAAUGUCGAAAAUAUUUAAUAAAAUUAUAAUAAAACU
This is a messenger RNA of Drosophila pseudoobscura, 2405 nucleotides long. It is a transcript of the gene vex, whose product is annotated as somatomedin B and thrombospondin type 1 domain containing protein vexed. The record is from RefSeq and is a predicted model, not a curated record. The transcript is spliced from 6 exons. NCBI's taxonomy places the organism in Eukaryota, Metazoa, Arthropoda, Insecta, Diptera, Drosophilidae. Bases 207 to 1385 code for a protein of 392 amino acids.